UAAGUCAAUUGCCAGGGGAAAAUGAAGUGUAAUGCCUUAAUUUCAAUGAUUGUCUCCAAUGUAUGAGAGCACUAAUUGAGAUAAGCUGAUACUUCAGCAGAUUUAAAUACUUGGAUUUAAAUUGCUUUAUCUCAUGACAGUGCUGAAUCUUUUGAUUGGCAUGUUUGUUUCCGGUUUACUGAAGUCUAAGCAGAGAUGGUAUUAUUGGCAGGCUGUUGGGCAAUCAAGGUGCCACAAGUUAGUCACAGCAAAACAGGUGAUGGUUAAAAACCCAGAGUUUUUUUUAAACAGUCAUUUCCCAAUAAGACUCUGAGGGGACUUAGUAAUUACAGAGUUUUCUUGGCUGUCAUGUUAUGCUGCUGGUUAUAUUGAGAGCUAGGACUGGGAGCUUUGACUUCCCCCUGAGCCACAUGCAGAUAGACCCCAGGAGUAAAUGGCAAUGUGUGGGGAGAGGGGGAAAAAGUUUUGGGUGAGUGGAGGUGUUCCUAUACAUGAGGUUCUCCCUUCAGCUUCCCUUUCCCCACGUUCUGCCUGUGUCCUGUGGAGGGAAAAUAGUAAGUAGGAAACUGCUGGAAACAGCACAAAGGGUAUCUGUGUAUUGGUCAUAAUCUCCUAGGAUAUGUGGAGAGGAGAAGUAGCUAAUUGCUUUUUUUUUUUAAUUGGCUCCUAGUGUUGCAGAAGAAAUAGAACAGAUUGCAAAGCCUUGCUCUCUAGUAAGCUUUCCUGUAUGGAAGUGUCUAGAGAGUGGGUGCAUGCUAAAGCCUCUUCCUAACAGCAUCUGACUGGCUGAUUGCUCCUGCGGUGGCAGGGGAGAGCAUGAUUUAUUGAUUUACUCCUCUUAGCUGGAUCACUUAGGCUCUUGGUGUGCUGCUGAUCUUACGCAGCUGAUGCUGUACUCCAGUAGCUGAUGGGUGGGAUCCUCUUGCAGGCUGUGCUAGAGGGAAAAGUGGGCAAAAAAAUCUUGUGCAUCUUUAAAUCAGUUUAACGUCAACUGAGAUAAAACUAAAAUCAAUUAGCUUAAAUACAGGGUUACCACAGAAUAUCAGUCAACAUCAGAUUGUUCUGGUGCCUUAAAUGUGUUUUCUCUUUUCACUCUCCUUGAACUUAUACCUGGAUUUGUGGGUAACAACAAUGUAUCUGUAAAGCUUUUUGUCCUGAAAUUACUUGUACCUAUGGUUAACUGUUGCCUUAAUUAGGUUGUAUUUUAUGGCCCCGAUCCAGUCUUUGUGAAACCAGACCCCAGUUUGGUGCAUUUUUAAGAGCUGGGUAAAAUAGUAGUUAGCAACUGAGAAUUACUCUUUGUGUGUUUUUGUAAAUGGGGAGAGAUUGCCAGCUUCUGUAUGUGGGUAUCAUAUGUUGUAUUUUGAUCUGUUGUUCAUAUUUCUUGGUGAAGAAUUUCUCAGCCAAUUUAGACUAAGAUGUAGGGAUUAGAUUUACGAGUGCUACAAGGGGCAUGAGAAAUGUCCAGAGGGGAGGGUUCAGCUAUGUGACGUGUGAAAUAGCAAAGAGGCAGCCCGGAGGGUUUCUUUCCUGCCAAGUAGUAAACUUCAGAGAGAAGGGAGAGAGAAUGUAAGCAAGCCUGAGAAUGCUGAGCUCUCUGGCUGGCAAUUAAUAAAAUGGAUAGGAUGAAUGAACCAUACCACAAAGAAGUCAAGGAUGUCUAUACGUUUGACCUCAGGAAACCUACACUGAAGGAAGUGAAUGUUUGGCCAUGCACUGGCAGCAGCAGCUCUGGAGUUUCUUUUUCUUGCCCACAUGUCUUUCUUUGCCUCUCUUUGUUGUGCCUGAUAGGCAGUCUGCUGGGGCAUCCUCAGUGUCUGGAUUACGGGCCACCUUUCCAGCCCCCUUUUCACUUGGAGUUCUGUUCUGCCUAUGAAAACUUUGGCUGUUGUGACCAGCAGAAGGACAACAGCAUUGCAGCAAAAUACUGGGACAUCAUGGAUUAUAUUGAUCCGCGGGGGCAUAAACUGUGUGGGACGUAUAUCAAAGAUAUCCUGUGUCAGGAAUGUUCUCCAUAUGCUGCACAUCUCUAUGAUGCAGAAAACCCUCGGACACCUCUAAGAAACCUCCCAGGACUUUGUUUUGACUACUGCUCUGAGUUUCACUUCAACUGCCGCUCUGCCAUCAGCCUGCUGACGAGUGAUAAGCAUGUCCAAGAAUGCUGUGAGACAAAUAAAACUCGCUUUUGCAACCUCCUUCACCUACAUGAUGAGGACUACUGCUUCCCCAAUGUGCUGAAGAACACAGCCCUCAACCGCAACCUGGGCUCGGUGGUGGAAGACCGCAAAGGCUGCCUCCAGCUCUGUCUGACCGAGGUUGCCAAUGGCCUGAGGAACCCGGUGCUCAUGGUGCAUGCGAAUGACCAUACCCACCGCAUGUUCAUAGCAGAGCAGGUGGGCGUGAUCUGGGUCUACCUACCCGAUGGCAGCCGGCUGGAGGAGCCCUUUCUGGAUAUUAAAAGUAUAGUGCUGGCUACACCGUGGAUAGGGGAUGAGAGGGGCUUCCUGGGGAUGGCUUUCCACCCCAAGUACAAGUACAAUGGGAAAUUUUAUAUCUAUUACUCAUAUAUGGAUAAGAACCAGGUGGAAAAGAUCAGGAUCAGUGAAUUGAAGGUUUUGGCAUCUGAUGUCAACAAAGCUGAUCCGCUCUCAGAAAGGAAUCUUUUGGAGCUUGAAGAACCAGCUGCAAAUCACAACGGUGGGCAGCUGCUCUUUGGUGUGGAUGGCUAUAUGUAUCUAUUCACAGGGGAUGGAGGGAAAGCUGGAGACCCUUUUGGAAAAUUUGGGAAUGCUCAGAACAAGAGUACUUUAUUGGGGAAAGUCUUGAGGAUUGAUGUGGAUGGAAAAAGCCCCGAUGGAAAGCCUUACCGCAUCCCUCCUGAUAAUCCAUUUGUGUCUGAUCCCAAGGCCUGCCCAGAGGUUUAUGCUUAUGGGGUCAGGAAUAUGUGGCGCUGUGCGGUUGACAGAGGGGACCCUGUCACAACAAAGGGAAGAGGGAGGAUAUUCUGUGGGGAUGUUGGGCAGAAUAGGUUUGAAGAAAUCGACAUCAUUGUUAAAGGAGGGAACUACGGCUGGAGAGCAAAGGAGGGAUUUGAAUGCUACGACACAAAGCUUUGCCACAAUUCCUCUUUGGAUGACAUUCUUCCAAUAUUUGCAUAUGGCCGCAAUGUGGGGAAGUCAGUCACUGGAGGUUAUAUAUACAGAGGAUGUGAAUCACCCAACUUGAACGGCCUUUACAUUUUUGGUGAUUUCAUGAAUGGUCGACUUAUGGCUUUACAGGAAGAUGAGAAGGCAAAUAAGUGGAAGAAGCAAGAUAUCUGCAUUGGCAGCACAAGAGCUUGUGCUUUCCCUGGGAUGAUCAGUUCUUACAGCAAAUUCAUAAUCUCAUUUGCUGAGGAUGAAGCAGGUGAACUGUAUUUUAUGUCUACUUCUUACCCCAGUGCCUAUGCACCACACGGAUCGCUCUACAAGUUUAUUGAUCCUUCAAGGAGAGCUCCACCAGGGAAGUGUAAAUACAAGCCUGUUCCAGUGAAAACAAAGAGUAAACGGAUACCGUUUGUUCCACAUGCAAAGACUGUCCUUGAGCUGCUUAAUGAACCUUCAACAACAAGGCCUCCGAAAAAAUCUUCUACCCGCACUGCAACCAUCCCAAUACUUUCUUCUAAGAAAGCUAGAAAGACCUCAUCCACCAAAACAAAAGCAUCCACAGUGAAACCAGCUCUAUCUGGUAAAAAGAGACAGAAAAGCAAAGCUGAGGCUAAACCUCGCAAGCCAAAGCAGGAAGAGAAGGUCGCACACACUUCCAGAGCUACACCAGCACCACCUUUGCCAAAAAAGAAGAGUUCCCGUCUAACCAGAACAAAGAAGCUUCUUCCAAAGGAAGCAGUAUCAGCUAAGGAAAAACAGGGGAAGAGGAGGAAGGAGAGUAGAGUAAGCAGCAGCUUUUGAAGCUCGGUGAAAAAGCAAGUCACUUAAUAAGACAGUGUAACAAAUGUUUUGAAUAGUGACCAUAAAUAAAAGAGAACCAGCUGUCUUCUUAGGCCAGUGCUCGGAGGUAUGCCUCCAUUAAUGUCUGUGCUAGCAGUCUCUAUAUAUGUUCUAUUAAACCUUCUAAUAUUAACUUUCUUUGCAAAUCCUGCUGUGAUGUCCUUUUCUGACAUAGUAGCUGUGAGAGUCUCUGAUGGACACUCACUGGUAAGA
Messenger RNA from Egretta garzetta (little egret), 4199 nucleotides. It is a transcript of the gene HHIPL2, whose product is annotated as HHIP like 2. The transcript is spliced from 9 exons. NCBI's taxonomy places the organism in Eukaryota, Metazoa, Chordata, Aves, Pelecaniformes, Ardeidae. The record is from RefSeq and is a predicted model, not a curated record. The coding region runs from base 1617 to 3947 and encodes 776 amino acids.